Molecule: messenger RNA, 544 nt
Organism: Thrips palmi
Lineage: Eukaryota; Metazoa; Arthropoda; Insecta; Thysanoptera; Thripidae
Exons: 4
Coding region: 119-544 (141 amino acids)
Source: RefSeq, a predicted model, not a curated record
CUCCAGAGGAGCGGCGCGCCACGUCGGUGACCCUGCCCCUGCUCGGCGCGCCACUGCGGGGCUGCGCCACUGCGGGACCAUCAUCAGCUCUAGAUGAAAGCAGCGCGGCCUCGCCAACAUGCUGGUGCUGUGGACCAUCCUGCUGGCGUGCGCGCCGGGUGGACAGGCCGCCAUCAUCCCGGACCAGGUGGUGUCCUUCAUGCACAUCCUGUACUCCACCAUCCCCGUCAUCCGGAAAGGCACCGACUCCCGAGUGGGCUUCGGCUUCCGCUUCGGGCCGCACGCCGACGCCCAGGUGCUGCUGGAGCUGGGCCCGCAGAAGCGCACCGAGCAGCUCACGCAGAUCACCACCACGACGGCGGGGCCCGACGACUUCCAGUUCGGCGUCGGCAAGCGCCACCUGGGGGACCCGCUGCACGACGGCGACGGCGACGCGCUGCCCGAGCUGGGGCACAACCACAUCCAGGGACGAUCGCAGGGGGCCAUCCUGCGGGCCCUGCGGCAGCUGUGGGAGGCCGGCGCCAGGGCGGCCAACUUGGGCUGA